GCGUUUGUCACGUGAUCACAGCGGGUUUGUCGUGUUCGUUGGGUUGCACGGUGCGGCCAUGGUGGGCAGCAGUCAGCUGGAGAACGCCAACCCGCUCAUCUACCAGCGGAGCGGGGAGCGGCAGGUGACGGCUCGGGACGAGGACGAGGAGCUGCACGACAGGAUCGAUGACCGGGAGAUAUUUGAUCUCAUCCGUUCUAUCAAUGACCCGGAGCAUCCGCUGAGCCUGGAGGAGCUGAACGUGGUGGAGGAGAUCAGGGUGAAGACUGAUGACGAGGCGGGCACGGUGUCGGUGGAGUUCACUCCCACAAUCCCGCACUGCAGUAUGGCCACCCUGAUCGGGCUGUCCAUUAAAGUGAAGCUCCUGCGCUCCCUGCCGGAGAGGUUUAAGGUGGACGUUCACAUCACCCCCGGCACACACGCCUCCGAACACGCAGUAAAUAAACAGCUGGCGGACAAAGAACGUGUGGCGGCAGCGCUGGAGAAUUCCCAUUUGCUGGAAGUUGUGAACCAGUGUUUGUCUGCGAGGUCCUAGACUCCGCCUCCCUAGUGCCGCCAUUUUCUCGGAGCCCCUGCUUUUUAUUCUGUGUAAAUUAAAGUUAGGUCUUUAUAUAUAA
This is a messenger RNA of Hyla sarda, 617 nucleotides long. RefSeq names its product cytosolic iron-sulfur assembly component 2B (gene CIAO2B). The coding region runs from base 59 to 535 and encodes 158 amino acids. The record is from RefSeq and is a predicted model, not a curated record. Gene Ontology annotation, biological process: iron-sulfur cluster assembly. The transcript has 5 exons. Gene Ontology annotation, cellular component: cytosolic [4Fe-4S] assembly targeting complex. NCBI's taxonomy places the organism in Eukaryota, Metazoa, Chordata, Amphibia, Anura, Hylidae.